Mus musculus (house mouse) is the source of this 3191-nucleotide messenger RNA. It is a transcript of the gene Tfdp1, whose product is annotated as transcription factor Dp 1. The record is from RefSeq and is marked validated. Lineage: Eukaryota; Metazoa; Chordata; Mammalia; Rodentia; Muridae. The transcript has 12 exons. The coding region runs from base 803 to 2035 and encodes 410 amino acids. Gene Ontology annotation, cellular component: RNA polymerase II transcription repressor complex; transcription regulator complex; RNA polymerase II transcription regulator complex. Gene Ontology annotation, biological process: transcription by RNA polymerase II; regulation of DNA-templated transcription; regulation of gene expression. Gene Ontology annotation, molecular function: protein domain specific binding; DNA-binding transcription activator activity, RNA polymerase II-specific; DNA-binding transcription factor binding.
AGGGUGAGCCCGCGUCCCGGCGCCGCUGGCUCAGGGCAGGGACCGCCAGGGCCGGACCUCCGGGCCGGCGCCUCCGCGCCCCCGUCGUCCGCCCCGCGCGCCCCGCCGGCCAGCCAGGUGUGGCGGGGGCACCGGCCGGUCGCGGCGGGAGGGCGCAGGCUGGGCGCGCGGCCCCGUUCCCGCCCCAGCCCGGUUCCCGCGUCCGGUCGCAUCCCGCCCGCCGCCCAGCCUCAGCUGGAGUCGGCCUCGACGCGGCGUGGCGUGGGCGGCGGGCAGGGGUCCUGGCCACCCUCCGGCUCUGUCCGCGCCAGGGCGCGGGGCUGGUGGCUGGGCCUAGUGACAGGUGGGGCGAGCGGGCGGGCGGCCGGGAGCCCACCUGUCAGAGUGGUCGGCGGCCCCUCGGGGUCUUGGGCAGCCCGGGGUGGGGGGUGCCCGCCGCGGCCCGGGCGGAGCCACGCAGUGUCGUGUGCCCAAGUGGGGGGCCUUGUGCCUCGGCGGGGCCUGUGGUCAGGCGGGGCCCGCGUGCCCAGGUGGGGUGAGCCUGACGGCUGCGCGUCGCUCAGCCAAGGGUCCGGGGUCUGGCCCCGCUGCCGGUGGGAGCUGCUGGUGCCCGCAGGGAGCAUUUCCAUUUAGAGAGGUGACUUAAAAUCCCCGUGUGGGACCUGCUUGGCUAGCUCUCCUGUCGGGAUUGUGCAAGAAAGGCCCCUGCUGCCUGGAGGCCUGCCUCUGCCUCGUGCUGAUAAGUACGGUUUCUUCUGUGGAGGGUACGCAGUUAAAGCCUUGAUUUCCUGGAUCUGGUAACAUGGCAAAAGAUGCCAGUCUAAUUGAAGCCAACGGAGAACUAAAGGUCUUUAUAGACCAGAAUCUUAGUCCUGGGAAAGGUGUGGUAUCUCUUGUAGCCGUCCACCCGUCCACAGUCAACACACUUGGGAAGCAGCUUUUGCCAAAAACCUUCGGACAGUCCAAUGUCAAUAUCACACAGCAAGUGGUGAUUGGCACGCCUCAGAGACCGGCAGCAUCCAACACUAUUGUGGUAGGAAGCCCACACACUCCCAACACGCAUUUUGUGUCACAGAACCAGACGUCUGACUCCUCACCUUGGUCUGCUGGGAAGCGGAACAGGAAGGGCGAGAAGAAUGGCAAGGGCCUGCGGCAUUUCUCCAUGAAGGUGUGUGAGAAGGUGCAGAGGAAAGGAACCACCUCCUACAAUGAGGUGGCUGACGAGCUGGUGGCAGAGUUCAGCGCUGCCGACAACCACAUUCUACCAAACGAAUCAGCUUAUGACCAGAAGAACAUCCGGCGGCGUGUCUACGAUGCCUUAAAUGUGCUAAUGGCCAUGAACAUCAUCUCCAAGGAGAAGAAGGAGAUCAAAUGGAUCGGCCUGCCCACCAACUCAGCUCAGGAGUGCCAGAACUUAGAGGUAGAGAGGCAGAGGAGGCUGGAGAGGAUCAAACAGAAGCAGUCACAGCUCCAGGAGCUCAUCCUGCAGCAAAUUGCCUUCAAGAACUUGGUGCAGAGAAAUCGCCAAGCUGAGCAGCAGGCCCGCAGGCCGCCUCCUCCCAACUCUGUCAUCCACUUGCCCUUCAUCAUUGUCAACACCAGCAGGAAGACAGUCAUUGACUGCAGCAUCUCCAAUGACAAAUUUGAGUAUCUGUUUAACUUUGACAACACGUUUGAGAUCCACGAUGACAUUGAGGUGCUCAAGCGCAUGGGCAUGGCAUGUGGGCUGGAGUCUGGCAACUGCUCUGCUGAAGACCUCAAGGUGGCCAGAAGUUUGGUACCAAAAGCUCUAGAACCAUACGUGACAGAAAUGGCUCAGGGAUCCAUUGGUGGAGUAUUCGUCACGACAACAGGUUCUACAUCCAAUGGCACAAGGCUUUCUGCCAGUGAUUUGAGCAAUGGUGCAGAUGGGAUGCUGGCCACGAGCUCCAAUGGGUCUCAGUACAGCGGCUCCAGGGUCGAGACCCCUGUGUCCUACGUUGGGGAGGAUGAUGACGACGAUGAUGACUUUAAUGAGAACGACGAGGAGGAUUGAUUACUCAACCCGUAGACCCCUCUCCCCUUCGAAUCAGCUUCAGGAAAAACACGUAUAGAGGAAAGAAACUUAAAGUGGGGCUUUCUGUUCUUUUUGGCCUACUCCCAAGAAGAUACCCGCGAGUUCUGGAGUUAGAUGUGCAGCUCCAAGUGAGGAGGAGUGUGCGCAGUUUGAGCCUAGCUGCGGAUGUGUUGUGAAGCCAGCGUGCUAAUGCAGAGCCUCUAUCUACCUUUUAGGAUUUUAUGGUUUCUCUCUUUUCUCUCUUUUUUUUCCUUUUCUUUCUUUUUUGAGUUUGAAGCUUAUUUUGCCCCUCAACAGUUGUUGCUGGGUUUGCCGAGGAAACUGUACUGCGCCCACACCAGUGACAAUGACAAAGUGCUGCCCUGCCUCCGAUGUCCAGCACCCAGGUGGUGGACAGCCAGGCUUUAGGAUGAAGUUUUCCAUUUGUUAAAUCAUGCAGUGUCCAAAGAACCAAGCCAGUAGCACAGCUCUACUGUUUAACAAGCGCCAUAUGUCUUAUUAUGACUCCUUCCUUAAAUUAUAUUGACUGUCGUAAUUCCAUCGUGUCUGGACACCUUUUCUCUAUUGCAGCAACAAAUUGCGAAGUAGAUUUUGUUUGUUUGUUUUCUUUUUGUUUGGAAGAAGUUUACUGCCACGCUGGUGCAGCUAUGGAAAUUGUUUAGAAAGUUUGCUUAUGGUAAAUUUGCCUGAUUUCUUACAGGCUACGUUUGGAAACUUUUUAUUAUAUAGUUGUUUACAUACUUAUAAGUCUAUCAUUUAAAGACGUGUACUGAAACAAAUGUUGUAUUUGUUUCAUGAGCAUCUUCCUGUAAUCUAUUAUAAAGUUGAAAUUAAACAUAGAGAAUGUUUUAACAGUUUUUUAACUCAAAAUUUGUCAAUCAUUUUUAAUAGUUCUUUUUUUAUAAAAAGAAAAAGGAAUUUAAGGACAGGCAAUAGUCUCUUAAAAUUUAUUCACAAGAACCCAUUAACUGCACAGUUGCCCUUAGCUGCCUGUUCUAAAAUGAUGGUCUUUUUAUUGAAACACAAAUAAACUUUUCUGUAAUAUUUUAUGGAAUAUAAAGAGACUUUAAUUGUUUGACUUGUUUAACUAAGCACUGUUAGUUUUUAUUAAUAAAACGCGCAUGGGCAUUUUAAA